Lagenorhynchus albirostris (white-beaked dolphin) is the source of this 1993-nucleotide messenger RNA. Its product is annotated as DET1 homolog. Gene Ontology annotation, molecular function: ubiquitin protein ligase binding; ubiquitin-like ligase-substrate adaptor activity. NCBI's taxonomy places the organism in Eukaryota, Metazoa, Chordata, Mammalia, Artiodactyla, Delphinidae. Bases 99 to 1538 code for a protein of 479 amino acids. Gene Ontology annotation, biological process: positive regulation of proteasomal ubiquitin-dependent protein catabolic process; protein ubiquitination. Gene Ontology annotation, cellular component: nucleus; cullin-RING ubiquitin ligase complex. The transcript has a single exon. The record is from RefSeq and is a predicted model, not a curated record.
GAGCAUGGCGGGGGUGGGGCUGGGUGAGGCGCGCGCCAAGCAGGCCGGGGAGCCCCUCGCCCCGGCCCUUUGAGCCCGGACCGGACAGAGAUGUGAUAAUGGAUCAUCAUGUUUCCACCAUCAAACCUCGAAGAAUCCAAAACCAAAAUGUCAUUCACCGCCUGGAACGCCGGCGGAUCAGUUCAGGCAAGGCAGGCACCCACUGGCACCAGGUCCGAGUGUUCCACCAGAAUGUCUUCCCCAACUUCACGGUCGUCAAUGUUGAAAAGCCCCCUUGUUUCUUGCGUAAAUUCUCACCUGAUGGACGCUACUUCAUUGCUUUCUCUUCAGACCAGACAUCUCUCGAAAUCUAUGAGUACCAGGGCUGCCAGGCAGCUGAGGACCUACUGCAGGGCUAUGAGGGGGAAAUCCUGUCCAAUGGCAAUGACCAGCGGUCAGUCAACAUCCGUGGCCGGCUCUUCGAACGCUUUUUCGUCCUGCUGCACAUUACCAAUGUGGCAGCCAAUGGCGAGCACCUGAACCGGGAGUGCAGCCUCUUCACUGAUGACUGCCGCUGUGUCAUCGUGGGCUCAGCUGCCUAUCUCCCAGACGAGCCUCACCCUCCUUUUUAUGAGGUGACUCCUGAAGGCACUUUCAUUGAUGUGAGGACCAUUGGCCGCUUCUGCUAUGAGGAUGACCUGCUCACUGUGUCAGCUGUUUUUCCUGAGGUGCAGCGGGACAGUCAGACAGGCAUGGCCAAUCCUUUCAGGGAUCCCUUCAUCAACUCCCUGAAACACCGGCUGCUUGUGUACCUUUGGCGCCGGGCAGAGCAGGAUGGUAGUGCAAUGGCCAAGAGGCGCUUCUUCCAGUAUUUUGACCAACUGCGGCAGCUGCGCAUGUGGAAAAUGCAGCUUCUGGAUGAAAACCAUCUGUUUAUCAAGUAUACUAGUGAGGAUGUCGUAACCCUGCGGGUCACAGAUCCAUCACAGGCAUCUUUCUUUGUGGUGUACAAUAUGGUGACAACAGAGGUGAUCGCUGUGUUUGAGAAUACAUCAGAUGAGCUUUUGGAGCUGUUUGAGAACUUCUGUGAUCUCUUCCGUAACGCUACCCUGCAUAGCGAAGUCCAGUUUCCCUGCUCAGCUUCCAGCAACAAUUUUGCACGGCAGAUCCAGCGCCGGUUUAAAGACACUAUUGUAAAUGCCAAGUAUGGAGGGCACACGGAGGCAGUACGCCGGCUGCUGGGUCAGCUCCCCAUCAGCGCCCAGUCUUACAGUGGUAGCCCCUACCUUGAUUUGUCUCUCUUCAGCUAUGAUGACAAGUGGAUGUCAGUCAUGGAGCGGCCCAAGACUUGUGGAGAUCACCCUAUCAGGUUCUAUGCCCGGGACUCUGGUCUGCUCAAGUUUGAGAUUCAGGCAGGCUUACUGGGCCGUCCCAUCAACCACAUGGUGCGACGCCUUGUUGCCUUCACCUUCCACCCUUUCGAGCCUUUUGCUAUCUCUGUGCAGAGGACUAACGCUGAGUAUGUUGUCAACUUCCAUAUGCGACACUGCUGCACGUAGGUGCCUCACCAGAGUGGGUCAUCCGGUCUUCCAAGACUCUGCCUCCUUCAUAUCUCAGUGGACUGUAAAGCAGAAGCUCCUCUCAGCCUUGUCGGUUCCAGACUGUAUACCUCAGAUGGGGAGAGCCAGGUGGCUCAGCCUGACGGAAUUUUUUUGUCAUACACAGUACAACUACCGAUCGACUUAAAGUCCUCUUACCUUUUCCCUGUGGGAAUGCCCAGCAUUAAUUAAGUCCGUUUAAGUUUUUUUUAUUUUGCAUUUUAUUGCUAUGAAGAUGAGAGCAUUACACCUCUGCCUCCUUCAUGUCACUUCUUUGGCAUUAUGGUAUGCAGCCUGAAGCAGGUAAAUCUUGUUUACUCAUGAGAAGUGUGUACAUCUUUCCACUUAGCCAAUAGCAGGGCUGUCUUUAUAAGAAAAAAAAAAAUAAAGCCUUGGUAUUUUCUUACUUAAAUAUA